Messenger RNA from Aspergillus steynii IBT 23096, 2700 nucleotides. RefSeq names its product J domain-containing protein. The transcript is spliced from 4 exons. The coding region runs from base 180 to 2564 and encodes 794 amino acids. Lineage: Eukaryota; Fungi; Ascomycota; Eurotiomycetes; Eurotiales; Aspergillaceae. The record is from RefSeq and is a predicted model, not a curated record. Gene Ontology annotation, biological process: cristae formation.
CGUCGAUGCAGGCUCCCCUCCGGAGAAAUCACCAAGAGAGGAAUUAUGGCCUGUUGCAUCCCCGGAUGAAUUUCUGAAUCCACUUGUCUCGUGUUUCUUUUUCUUUUUGUUCUCGAACCUCUUGAGGAUCGUCUCCUUCGGCCGGUGAACAUCUCAAAUACGACCGGCAAACUGCAGGGAUGUCGCAAACAGACAGCAGCAACGACUUCAUCGCCGGCGCCCCUGCCGACCCUGCCGACAGACAAAACCUCCCCAAUGAGAACGGCAGCGCAGAUGGACUCGAGUACGACGAUACCAACGCCCCCGACGGAUCUGCCUACUCCCUCCUCAUGGACUAUCCCGACGAACCCGACUACUACGCGCUGCUGGGCCUCUCGCGCACGCCCGCGCCCUCAGAGUCGGAGAUCCGGUCCGCCUUCCGUUCCCGCACCCUCAGCUUCCACCCGGACCAUCAGCCCACGCAGUUGCAGGAUGCGGCGGCCCGGCAUUUCGAUCAGUUGCGCGUGGCGUCCGAGACGCUGCUGGAUCCGCACAAACGCACCGUCUAUGACCUGUUGGGCGCGGAGGGCGUGAGGCGCGAGUGGGCGCUCCGAGGUGCUAUGGGGAAGUUUGGAGAGGCCCGGAAGCAGCAGGUCGGCGUGCGGGCGAUGAGUGCCGCGGAGUUUCGGGCGUGGUUUCUGGAGACGAUGAAGAGGAGGGAGAGGCGUGCCGUGGAGGGCAUGGUUAGCAGUCGGGGCGCGUUGACGCUAGGCAUUGAUGCCUCUUCUAUGAUUACCCUCGACGAGGAGGAGGAAAUCGCCUAUUUCGCCUUGGAGACUCCGCGCAUCGCCAACUUCGACCUGAAGUAUUCGUUCAAGGCGCCCUUUCCGUCGCCGCGCGUUUUGCUCGGGGACGGGGAGAGGGACGACGAUGACGAGAAGGAACUUCCCUCUGAGGAUGGAGGAGCUGCGACGCAAGGCGGCCAGUCGCCGUAUGAAUCGGGUGGUUUGGAUAUGAUGAUCCAUACUGGUAUCGCGGGCCAGCUCCAGCCCGUUUCGCGCAAGUAUACCCUCACCAUGGAGGAUGACUCCGAGGAGGUUCACGAGGUUGCCGAACCUCCGAUUCUCGCUGCGCGAGACUUGAUCCUGGGUGCAAGUGUAUCUCGUGUCUUUGGAGACUUCGCGGGCUCCAAGGGCAUUCUCGGUUGGAAACCCUUUUCGUUCUUCAGUUACUCGGGAGUCUCAGCGACUGCGAUGCUUUUGCCGGUCCCCUCGAUCGAGACGAAGUUGGUCAAGGCCGUCCAGCCAAUUCCAGGCACGAAGCCGUUCCGGGUGAACUUGAGCACCACGUUACUGCACUCCGUUUUCAGGUGUCCACCUAUAGUGGGAGUGCAGGUUGUCAGGGAGAUUGGCGACGGGAAGCACAGCUUCUGUAACUGGUCAAGUGGCAUCGUUCCCUGGCCGGAGACAUUGAAGGUCCUGCUGGCUCCGUUCGGCAAUUUCGACAUGGACGUGCAAACAGCACUGUUCCCCGGAAACCCGGGAAGCCAUUUCGAGUUCGGCUUCAUGAGCCCUCCGAAAUCGCCGCUGAACGCCGCCACUCUCGACGAUGACGAUGCGGACGUCGAGGAGGAAGACGAAGACGAGGAGCACACGAUGAUGCGCAAGAAGCAGACCGCAGCGGACAAGGCCGCUGAAUCCUGGCAAGCAGCCGUCACGGCCAAUCCUAUGACCACUGGCCUGGUAUUCAAUUACGCGCGCAACAUCUUUUCCGGGAAGCCGGCGAAUGAAGUCGCGCGGUCGGAAUGGAGCUCCGAAAAUCACUAUGCCGUGCCCGCGGCGGACGAGCCGAAGGCGGUUCGUCUGGAGGUCCAAGCCACCGUCGGCGUUGACCUGUCCGUUGGCUGGAACAUCGAGGGCACGCGAAAGGUCGGGGAUCUGACUCGCAUGGGAUUAGGAGUUGGCUUGCAAGGAAACCACGGCUUGGCCUUGACGGUCUCAUGGGGUCGAUUGGGCCAGAGAAUCCGGCUUCCUAUCACCCUUGUGCCUCUGGAGUCAGUCAACAUGGAUCUCGCCGCAAUGAUGGUCCUUCUGCCCUUCGCGUCGUACUGCGCCUGGGAAUUCGGGUUCAUUCGUCCUCGGGACCGCAAGAACCGUCGACGGCUGAUUGCGCGGCGGCAGAAGCAGUUGAAGAAGUCGAUCCCCAAGAAGAGGGACGAGAGUGCGCAGGCCAUCGCCCUGAUGACGGAGCAGGUACUCAGACGACAGGCGAGAGAGGCGAACCAGAACGGUCUGGUCAUCACCAAGGCUGAAUAUGGCCUUGAUUCGUCGAAGAAGGAUCGUAGCAAACGUUUAAGCGGCUACGAGGUUGCCGAUGUCACCAUCCCCGUGGCUGCAUUGGUCGAUCGCGGUCAGCUGGUGAUCCCCAAGAACACGACCAGGUUCCAUAUACUCGGGUUCCACGAUCCCGCACCCCUGUUGCCCAAGACGCUGAAGAUCUGGUAUACCUAUCAUGGCAAGGACCACUACGUGGAGGCGAAUGAUGCCGAGGGCAUAGCCUGCCCCAUGAGGACUCAUUUGCUUUGAUUGUGUUUUUUAUAUAGUAUUUUGGAUUUUUUGGUGAUCUUUUGCUUUUGUAUACCAAUUAGAUACUCCAUUCCGCUCUUGUUCUUUGGCAUUUGUAUAAAUAUUUGCAUAUCACCAAUAUUGGCUACGAUGGUCU